Molecule: messenger RNA, 204 nt
Organism: Penicillium cataractarum
Lineage: Eukaryota; Fungi; Ascomycota; Eurotiomycetes; Eurotiales; Aspergillaceae
Exons: 1
Coding region: 1-204 (67 amino acids)
Source: RefSeq, a predicted model, not a curated record
AUGAAGACCAUCGAAGGGCCCCGGUUAGCGCAACACGGAAUGGAAGUGCAGCGACCGCGACUUUACCGUAUUGUACCGCACGCACAGCUGUAUGCACCCGUGGGAUGCUUUGCAUGCCAUGUGUAUAGCAUUCUCGAGCUGCGGGCAUCUCAUGCCGAGGGUGAUGAUGACGAGAAGCAGAAGUCCUACUUGAAACAGAGGUAG